Messenger RNA from Monopterus albus (swamp eel), 4538 nucleotides. It is a transcript of the gene egfem1, whose product is annotated as EGF-like and EMI domain containing 1. Bases 110 to 4501 code for a protein of 1463 amino acids. The transcript has 34 exons. Gene Ontology annotation, molecular function: protein binding; calcium ion binding. Lineage: Eukaryota; Metazoa; Chordata; Actinopteri; Synbranchiformes; Synbranchidae. The record is from RefSeq and is a predicted model, not a curated record.
CCAUAAACGCCAGGAUGCUCUUCAUUUGAUGGACACAUAAGCUGCUAAUUCGACAAAGCAGCCUCAUCCAAUGACUAAUUCUCGUCUGUGUCUGUAACUGGUCGAAAUUAUGUUCACAGAUAUAUUCAUUUUGUGUGUGAUAUUAUUCAGCACCAUGCACAUCGCACCAUGUUUGGAGCUGCAAGUUGGCAUGCCUAAUGUUUGUGCUGACCAGGAGAUGUCCAUGUUGGGGGCCCGUCAGCCUUGUGUUCAAGCUGUUUCCCGCAUGGUUAAGGUGUGGAAACAGGGCUGCACCAGCAACAGAUGGUGUAUGGGCUAUGAGAGGAGGACAAUGUACUACACAGCGUACAGGCAGGUGUACAGCAUGGAUCUAUACACAGUGUACAAGUGCUGCCCAGGCUGGACCCAGAAGGGUGAAGAGACGGGCUGUUUACAAAGGGUGUGUGGUGCUAAUACAUGUUUCAAUGGAGGCCGAUGUGCAGAGACUGGAGACCAGAUAUGUCAGUGUCCACUGGGCUUCAAAGGGACACAGUGCCAGUAUGAUGUUAAUGAAUGUGAAGUGGAUGAAGGUGGCUGUGAAGGUUACUGUUGCAACACCAUUGGCAGCUACUACUGCAAGUGUCCCGAAGGCAGGAGACUGGGACCAGAUGGCAAGGCAUGUCAUGACAUAAAUGAGUGUGAGGAGCUCAAUGGAGGAUGCCAGCAAACAUGUGUCAACACACCAAGCUCUUAUUACUGUGAGUGCAGUGAAGGCUUCCGCAUGCACGCUGAUGGUCGGACCUGCAUUUCUCUAAAUUCAUGCUCGGUGUUGAACGGUGGCUGUGAGCACAAGUGUGUGGACAUGGGGAACGAUCACUACAAAUGUGAGUGUCGGAAGAACUACCAGCUAAAAAGAGAUGGGAGACACUGUCAGUUGAGGGACCCCUGUGAGGAGAGGAAUGGAGGCUGCGCCCAGCUGUGUCUUUCAGAAGACAGCCGGGUUCACUGCAGCUGCCGACCUGGUUAUACACUGGCUGGAGAUGCCAAGAACUGUGAAGAUAUUGAUGAGUGCAGUUCAGGCCAUGCCAAGUGUUCCCAUGGAUGUGUCAACAUGUUGGGCUCCUUCAGCUGUGUGUGUCACCCAGGCUUUGAACUUGGCGCGGAUGGCAAACGGUGCUAUCGCAUUGAGAUGGAGAUUGUGAACAGUUGUGAGAAGAACAACGGAGGCUGCUCUCAUCGCUGUGAGCACACCACCAGUGGCGCCCUCUGCUCCUGCAGCCAUGGCUACCAGCUUGACCAAGACAGGAGGACCUGCGUAGACAGUGAUGAGUGCAGCGAUGAGGAGUCCUGCUGCAGUCACUUCUGUAGAAACAACCCGGGUGGCUAUGAGUGCAGUUGCAGACCCGGCUACAGACUAAACCCAGACGGCUGUGGCUGUGAUGACAUCGAUGAGUGCCUGGCAGAGACUUCAGGCUGUGAACAUUACUGUGUCAAUGCCCUGGGAACGUACGAGUGCUUUUCUCUGUAUGGCAGAGAAAUGGAUGAAGAAGAGGAGGAGGAGGAAGAAGAGGAAGAGCAGCUGGUGGUGCACAAAUUACCAGACCUGCUGUUCCGCAAGGCUCCUCAGCUGCUGCAGUACACAGCAGCCUUGCAGUCGCGUUAUGACAGCAGUGAUGAUGAUGAUGAUGAUGAUGAUGAUGAUGAUGGUAGUGACAGUGAAAAAGAACUGGAGAUCCAGAGAGAGCGUCGGGGAGAGCUCAGACUGGGCAGCCACACAGUGUGUCUAGAUGACUCUUUUGGGGAAGACUGCACUGUGAGCUGCGAAGACUGUGUGAAUGGAGUGUGUAGUGAAAACAGAGACCGAUGUGAAUGUUUACCUGGUUGGACUGGGGUUAUCUGCAAUGAGACUUGUCCACAGGGGACCUAUGGUCACACCUGUAACAGUCUGUGCCGCUGUCAGAAUGAAGGCUUGUGUGACCCUGUGACCGGGAAGUGUUUGUGCCCCCCAGGGGUACAGGGCCUGCUCUGCAAAGAUGGUUGCCCAAGGGGUUAUUUUGGGAGGCACUGUAGAAGGAAGUGCAACUGUCCCAACAAUGGACGCUGCCAUCGUCUGUAUGGAGGCUGCCUGUGCUCACCUGGGUUGUAUGGCCGCUUCUGCCACCUGUCUUGUCCCAGGUGGACGCACGGUGCGAGCUGUUCCAAGGAAUGUGACUGUGUUCAAGAACAUUCCACUGGCUGUGAUCCCAAAACAGGGAGCUGUUUCUGUAAAGCCGCACACCACGGCUUACGGUGCGAGAAAGAAUGUGAACUUGGCCUCUUCGGCGCAGGCUGUGAGCAGCAAUGCGACUGUCCAGGUGGAAGACCAUGUGACCCCAGCACUGGAGAGUGCAGCCAGCGGUGUCCUGCGGGCCUUCAUGGGGAUAAAUGUCAGCAGGCCUGCCAAGCUGGGAGCUAUGGAGAAAACUGUCAGCUGACCUGUGACUGUGGAGAAGCUCCUUGUGAUCCUGUAACAGGACAGUGUGUCUGUCCCGCUGGGAAGACAGGACACUCCUGUCAAGAAGACUGUCCUCAUGGAUUCUGGGGGUUGAAGUGCCAGUCAUUUUGCCCUAACUGUGAGAACAGAGGCUCCUGCAAUAAGCAGACUGGAGGCUGUGACUGCAAGCCAGGCUUCACUGGAAGCCUCUGCCAACAUGGUCUUGACUGUGGCCAGAUGUGCAAGUGCGGGAACGGUGCCCACUACCACCACAUCACAAGAGCCUGUCUAUGCACCGCUGGCUGGGCAGGACCACACUGCACUCUGGGUAAUGGAAGCCACAUCAUUAAAACAGGGUGUGAGGGUGGCCCUCACUUUUGCGCGGGCAGAAUGCCCAGAGGGUCAUUUCGGAGAGCACUGCAAUCAGACCGAUCAAUAAUAUUGACUACAUUCACUGUCAAUUCUCUACUCAUAAUGAUGCCUUCAUUAUUUGCUCAUUCAUAUAAUUUAACUGCCUGUAUUGUCUUAUAUAUCUGUGUGAGUAUAGCCUGUCCUGUAGGACAAUAUGGGGAACACUGCUCUGGCCAGUGCCCGUGUCAAAACGGAGGCUCCUGUGACAACGUGAGUGGCCAGUGCUCAUGCCCACCUGGCUGGACUGGAGCCACCUGUGAGUUAGAGUGUGAGGAAGAACGUUAUGGAGAAAACUGUACCCAGACCUGCAGAUGUACAAAUGGAGGGAGAUGUGACCAAGUGACCGGACGAUGUGUCUGUCAACCUGGUUGGAUAGGAGAACUUUGUCAGUCAGCCUGCUCUAAGGGAUUCUUUGGAGAAGGCUGUGUGCAGAGAUGUGACUGUGUCCAUAGUUCCAGUUGCCACCAUGAGACAGGCUACUGUGUGUGUGAGCCAGGCUGGAGAGGAGCCAGCUGUGACAAACCCUGUCCUGUUGGCACUUUUGGACAAAACUGCACUCAGCUGUGCCAGUGUUCAGGAGACCGAGAGCAAUGCCAUCCUGUGACGGGGAAAUGCAGCUGCUUACCUGGUUACUACGGGAUACGCUGUGAACUACGAUGUCGAGCGGGGACAUUUGGGACAAACUGUAAGUCCAGGUGCAGCUGCGUCAAUGGUGGUCGCUGUGACUUCAGGACUGGGGCUUGCUACUGUCCUCCUGGCUUCAUUGGUGCUGAUUGCAGCUCAAGGUGUCUGAGUGGGUACUAUGGGAAGGACUGUGCUAAGCUGUGCUCCUGUGGGGAUGGAGGGCAGUGCCACUCAGUAACUGGCAUGUGCAUCUGUGGCCCUGGUAGAAUGGGACAGUCAUGCCAACAAGUAUGUCCUAGGGGGCAUUACGGCCUGCAGUGCAGAAAUACAUGCAACUGUCAGAAUGGGGGUCUAUGUGACCCUAUUGAUGGAUCCUGCAAAUGUGGGCUGGGCUGGACUGGACCUCACUGUGACACAGUCUGUUCACAGGGAAAAUAUGGGCUUGACUGUACACAAGACUGUCCAUGCCACAACAAUGGGACCUGUGAUCGCUUUGUUGGCAGCUGCAGCUGUAGCGCUGGUUACUACGGCCACUACUGUCAACACAGAUGCCCUUCUGGGUUUUUUGGUGUGAACUGUGCCCAUACCUGUGACUGUAAGGUGAGACAGACAUGUGACCAUGUGACAGGGCAAUGUGUGUGUCCACCGGGCUACUACGGGCCACAGUGCCAGAGACGGUGUGAAGCUGGCAGCUUUGGACUGAAUUGUGAACAGUCAUGUGACUGUGCUGGUGAGGUGUCAUGCAGCCCGUCAACCGGACGCUGCCUCUGUCCCCCAGGGAGGACAGGACAGCGAUGUGAAAAGGACUGCGGUGGAGACAGUUUUGGGCCGGACUGCUCCCUGUCAUGCCAGUGUUCCCACAGGGCCCGCUGUGAUGGGCUGACUGGGCGAUGUUUGUGCCCACUCACCUGGAUGGGCCCCACCUGUAGUGAAGCACUGCUACACCGAACUCCAGGAUUACUGAACUUCUCUGUGUCCCAAAGAAAGAGAAGAGCAGGCAGCAAAACCACAUAACCCAAGCAGAGGUGCACACUCCUGAUUGGGCGUUCAA